UCCAUCUUUAAACAAUCAAAUAUAUCAUAAUUCUUUCUCUCUGUAGAAUGGAACCUUCUCAUGACAAAGAAGUAAAGAAAUAUCCCCAAGAGGUGGAGAUUACGUCUCAUGCACCAGCCCUUCCAAACCACGAAGAACUUCAACGCAGCAGUCGUAGUAAUGGUGAUCUCGAGGGUGACACCUUCAAUGAUGGUGUGUGUUUGACAUGGAAAGACUUAUGGGUUAUGGUGCGGGAUGGACAAACCGGUGGAAGUCGGUCCAUACUUCAAGGUGUUACGGGGUAUGCCAGACCCGGGGAAAUCCUUGCUAUUAUGGGUCCUUCUGGUUCCGGCAAAUCCACCCUCCUUGACGCGUUAGCAGGGAGACUAGAUCCCAAGAUUAGGAAGAGUGGUGAUAUUUUAGUUAAUGGAGUCAAGAAAACUCUAGCAUAUGGAACAUCGGCAUAUGUGACUCAAGAUGAUACACUAAUCACAACACUUACCGUCCGUGAAAGCAUCUACUAUUCAGCGCAACUCCAACUACCAGACUCCAUGUCUAAAUCCGAGAAGAAGGAGAGAGCGGAAAUGACCAUAAAAGAGAUGGGGCUUCAGGAUUCGAUGGACACGAGGAUUGGAGGGUGGGGAGCUAAAGGUCUGAGUGGAGGCCAGAAGAGAAGAGUUAGCAUAUGUAUCGAGAUCUUAACUCGUCCUAAGCUUCUCUUUCUUGACGAACCAACAAGUGGCCUUGAUAGUGCAGCCUCAUACUACGUGAUGAGCAGGAUCGCAAGGCUUGAUCAGCAUGAAGGAAGAACCAUCAUUGCAUCAAUUCACCAGCCAUGUAGCGAAGUAUUUGGGCUUUUUCAUAAUUUAUGUCUUCUUUCUUCUGGAAGAACAGUUUACUUCGGGAAAACAAGCUCCGCAAAUGACUUUUUCUCUUUGAAUGGCUUCCCUUGCCCCAAUUUCCAGAAUCCAUCUGAUCACUUUCUUAGAACAAUUAACAAAGAUUUUGAUGAGGAUAUCGAACUUGGUACAGCCGGAAGGAAACCAACAGAGGAAGCAAUUAACAUCUUAAUAGAUUCAUACAAGUCAUCUACUACUUACCAAGACGUUAACAAUCAAGUUUCUGAAAUAUGCAAGAAGGGAGAUGUAGCACAUGAUAAAAACAAAGACCAUGCUAGUUUCUCAACUCAAUCUCUUGUACUCACGAGGAGAUCUUUCCUUAACAUGCAUCGUGAUCUUGGCUACUACUGGUUGCGCCUUGCUAUCUAUAUAGCGUUGUCCUUAGGUCUUGGAACAAUCUUCUAUAACGUUGGCUCAAGUUACAGUUCAAUUCAGGCUAGAAGUUCAUUGCUGAUGUUUGUGGCUACAUUCUUAACAUUCAUGGCGAUCGGGGGAUUCCCAUCAUUUGUAGAGGACAUGAAAGUAUUCGAACGUGAAAGAUUAAAUGGACAUUACUCAACCGGGGCUUUCGUUAUAGCCAAUACCCUAUCAUCAGUGCCAUACUUGUUCCUAGUAUCCGUGAUUCCUGGGGCAAUAGCAUACUACCUCUCAGGACUUCGUGAGGGAUUGGAUCACUUUGCAUACUACAUAUCCGUGCUCUUUUCUUGUAUGCUGGUUGUUGAGAGCCUGAUGAUGAUAGUUGCGAGUGUAGUUCCGAAUUAUCUAAUGGGAAUUAUAAUGGGUUCGGGGAUCCAAGGCUUCAUGAUGUUAGGUGGUGGGUUCUUUCGAUUACCUAAUGAUUUACCACACCCAUUUUGGAAAUACCCGUUAUUUUACAUAGAGUUUCACAAGUAUGCGUAUCAAGGACUGUUCAAGAACGAGUUUGAAGGUGUGAAGUAUGUGUAUAGUGAAGCAGGGGUGCAACAAAUCAUGGAUGGAGAUCAGGAUAUAUUAAGGGAGAAAUGGCAAGUUGAAAUGGGUUACUCGAAGUGGAUUGAUUUGUUGAUAAUAUUAGGGAUGGCAGUGAUUUCUAGGAUUUUGUUUAUGGUUAUAAUCAUGAUUGUUGAGAAGGUGAAGUCUGGUUUAAUGGCUGUGGUGUUUUCUAUUCCAGAGAAGCAGAAAGUGCAAGUGAUGAUCAAUCCUCUUGCCACACCUUCUCAUUAAGUAGUCAGUUAAUUCACCGUAGUCCAUUAAGUAGUCAAUCAAAUCAUUGUAGUGUAUGUAACAUGAUGUGUGUCUCAAUACUUGAAAUAAUUUGGUACCGACUUCGUCUAUUAUUUAAAAAACCAUUAGAACACAUAUAUAGACAAAGUGUGUCUAUCAUGAUACAGUAUGGUUUUGAAUAAGAUAUAUACUUUUGCCUAAA
This is a messenger RNA of Helianthus annuus (common sunflower), 2283 nucleotides long. RefSeq names its product ABC transporter G family member 11. Gene Ontology annotation, cellular component: membrane. Bases 48 to 2081 code for a protein of 677 amino acids. The record is from RefSeq and is a predicted model, not a curated record. Gene Ontology annotation, molecular function: ATP hydrolysis activity; ATP binding; ABC-type transporter activity. The transcript is spliced from 7 exons. NCBI's taxonomy places the organism in Eukaryota, Viridiplantae, Streptophyta, Magnoliopsida, Asterales, Asteraceae.